AGUGUUUCAUACACGCUUCCUGGAGGAUAACCACAUAGCCUUCCUACGGAGCAAGCAAGCCGGGGAGGUAGAAUGAGGUAUACAUAUCUAUGUGAAGGAACAUGAACAUGGACCCUUGAACUCAAGGAAUGACCCCCCCCCCCCCCGGCACCAUCUAGUAAAAUUUGAGUUUUUUCUGUUUGGUUUUCCAUCUCGCUUUGAUGGAAAACAACUAUGAUUACGUGGCAUUUUUCAUUCGGAUGACACUUAGAAUUGGACAUUGAUCGCGUAGCUAUCUCAUUACUGUAAAGCCUGCUUGUCUCUUGAAGAGUAUUUAAAUUCUACCUUGACACUACUGCCUCCACAUAUCUCUCAUUUCUGUGGAAGACCGGGACGUUUGACGUCAGCACUUAACACGCAAUAUUCCACUGCAAUCUAGUGCUAAUUAAAUUGCUAUAGCCUCCUUGCAAGACCAAGGUGUGUUCAUUUUUGUCUGAUUCAUAGUUUUAAGAUUUGUUUUAUUUUAUGUUAUUUAAACUUGUUUGACAUGUAGCCGUCUUUUCUAAGCUGCACUUUAUUGAUAAAUAUCAUCACUAAGAUAUUUUAAACUGUAUUUUAAGCAUAUCUUUGAGUUAUAUAUUUUUUUUCAUCUUUAGGGGUAUAUAUAUUCUGUUUUAAUUUUAAACUGGAAAAGUAUAUAGUUUUUGUUUACAAGCCUUGUCUGUCGAUCAUUCCGAAAUGGACAAAUCUAGAAUCUGAUAGCAUUUAAGGACAAGGCAGACAUAAUCUGGAAUUGACAGAUCUAAGAUCGAUCCUUGUCUUCGGCAUUUGCUUUGUGAAGGCUGGUGUUUUUCAUUGUUUUUAUGUUCCUCUGUUGGAUUGACACACUAAAGAGAAGAAUCUCCAUCUGAAGGCCAGUGGGAGUUAUUUUUCUUGGAUCGUACAAUACUCCUUUGAGUGCAGAUGGAUUUCACACGUCAAACUCAGAGGUGCUUUUGUGGCGUUGCCUUUGAAAUUCAAGCACUGAAGUGGAAGAAAGAUUUUAAGGAGGUUUCAGGGAUAAAUAACUUGUGUUUUUAGUUUUUAAGACAGACUGACAGGUCUAUAGUUAUAUUUUCGUCUUCCUAGCAGAUCCUAAGGAGAGGUGCUUCCAUUUGAUUCUCCUUUUUAAGGUGGCCAUCAGUGGCCAAAUGAACUGACAUGUGUAUCACUACCUGAAUUUAAACAGACUUAUUCCAUCCAACAAACUGCCAACUGCAUGAAACACUCACACACCGUCCACCUGUCAGGAAACAGACCUUACCUACCCUAAACCUGAGGGUUGGAAGUCCUCUCCCGUCAAGCCCCCCACACUAAGGAUGCGUUCCCCAGAGCCCUCCAUCCCAUCCCCAGCUGAGGCGCUACUCCACUGCCAGUUCGGGGGCUGGACAACGGGCAGCAGCUGCAACAACAGCUGCCCCAACAGUCCUGGAGGUCCUGGGGGUCUGUCGUCCCCUUCUCCCUCCCCCAACCCCUCUCCUGCCUCCAGCUACGCCUUGACCCUCACCCCCUCCCACAUCCACGUCCAGCGCCUGGCCCCCCGCCCUGGUAAAGAGGCACGUCUAAUACUACCCCUGUCAGAGCUGGCAGGGUGCAGCUGUCCCCGUGCCCCUGCUCCCCCCUUGCUGGUUCUAUACUGGUAUCCCCCGGGGAGGCGGAGGAAGGGGGUGUCCAGGAGGAGGCAGGUGAGGGCGUACCUGGCUGAGGCCAGGGUGGAGGCUGAGAGGUGGUCCACUGCUAUACAAUGUCUGCUCAGGGGAGUCGCCAUCACUGCUGACACGGAAAUUGGCAAAUGUCUACUGCCCCGUCCCCGAAGGCUGCUGCUAUUGGUGAACCCCUUCAGUGGGAGAGGCCAGGCUAUGCAGUGGUGUCAGACACACAUCCUGCCAAUGAUCAGAGAGGCUAACAUCAGCUACAACCUGAUACAGACAGAGCGACAGAACCAUGCCAGAGAGUUGAUCAAAGAGAUCUCCCUUUCACAGUGGGACGGCAUCAUCAUCGUCUCUGGAGAUGGCCUGCUGCACGAGGUGAUCAAUGGUUUGAUGGAGCGUCCAGACUGGGAACUAGCAAUAAAGACACCUGUAGGCAUCCUGCCCUGUGGCUCUGGAAAUGCCCUGGCUGGCUCCAUCAACCACCAUGCAGGUUAUGACAUGUGCCUUCGGGAGCCUCUCCUCCUCAACUGCUGUUUUCAGCUCUGCCGUGGCGGAGUCAAGCCCAUGGAUUUGGUCUCUGUGACAACCAGCCCCGCCCCUUCUCAAAAUGGUCGUCCGGGUCUUCCCAGAAGGAUGUUCUCCUUCCUGUCUGUGGCCUGGGGCUUUGUGUCUGACGUGGACAUCGAGAGUGAGAGGUACCGGGGUCUGGGCUCGGCACGGUUCACCCUGGGCACUCUGGUCCGCCUGGCCUCCCUGCGCUCCUAUAAGGGCCGUCUGUCCUACCUGCCCCCCUCCAUAGUCGCCACAUCCCCAGACGCCAUCCCUCCGCCCCUGCGCAGACCCCUGUCCCGCAGCAUCACUGAGGGCCUGGAGGGCUUCUGCCACACCCCCAUCCAACGCACCAGCUCUGACAUGGGCCUCAGCGAACAGAGGAGUCUGAGGAGGGUAGACACGGAAAGGGAGAGGGAGAGAGAGAUGGAGAGGCAAAGAGAGAGGGAGAGGAGGAGGGAGAGGGCCAGGGGAGGGGGAACGGGGGUGGUCAGGGCGAGUAGCUUAGCAGAGGAUCGAGAGAGAGAGAUGGAGGGAGAGGCGGGGAGGUCAGGGACAAGUUCGGAGUCGAACGAAAGGGAAGAUUGCAGGAUGGGAAGGAAGGAUGGGAUGACGGGGAACAUGGAAGAAAAGCCAGAUGAGGAAAGAGAAGACGGAACGAUGGAGCAGGACUCAGGGGUGAUAGAGGAUUUAGAGGAGAGAGUGAGGAAUGGGGAAGGCAGCAGCGGCUCAAUGGAUGGGGUGAUGGAAGCGAAGGAGGUUGGAGAGGGGUACGGGGUGGACAUGGGGCGAGAGGCCAACGAGGACCCAGAGGGGUGUUACUCGUACACAGACAACCUCCAGCAGACCAGACUGGCUCUAAGGAAGAACUCUGCCCCUUCUAGCCAGAUAGCUAACGCCUUCUUUAGCCAGCCCCUCAGCCAGGAGGCUGACCCCGUGUCUGGAGCCUCGUACAGGGCAGAAGAGAUGGAUCUGAACGGAACAUACUUCCAGAAAGAAGCUUACCCGCUGGACAUCGCCCGGGAGAGAGCCCUCACCAUAUCCUCUCCCUUCAGACACUCUCCUUUCUCCUUCAAGCCCAAAUCUCUGGACCAGAACGCAUCCCGCCCCAGACCCCUAUCCCUCCUCCACCACCCCCACUCCAACUCCCUACCCCCCAAACUCCCCUCCCUGUCCCUCUCCCUCUCUCCCACGCCCCCUUCCUCCCCGUCCUGUGCCUCCCCCCACUCCUCCUCCUACCUCGUUCCGCGCCCCAACACCCCCAACUCCACCUCCCCUUCCCCGUCUCUCCAGUCCCCCUCCUUUACCUUUGACAUUGCAGAGCCUGCCGGACCCCUCAAGAACCGCCCCCCCGUCUCACUCCCUUUCAACCCUCCCAGGGAUGACCUCCUGCCCCCCUUGGACCAGGCCCUGCCAACCCGGGACUGGGUGACCAUCGAGGGGGACUUUGUGCUUGUGCUGGCCAUCUACCAGUCCCAUCUCGGGGCAGACCUCCAUGCCGCCCCCCAAGCCAGGUUUGACGACGGGCUGAUCCACCUGACGUUUGUGCGGGCAGGGAUCUCCAGAGCCACCCUGCUCCGUCUGUUCCUGGCCAUGGAGAGGGGGGCACACCUGUCUCUCAGCUCCCCCUAUGUGAGCCACGUCCCAGCCAGGGCCUUCAGGCUGCAGCCCCUCUCCCCACGAGGAACACUCACUGUGGACGGGGAACUGGUGCCAUACGGCCCACUGCAGGCACAGGUCCAUCCCUCUAUGUCCCGGCUCAUUGUCGGCGACUCUGGAGUGAAGAUCACCCGAUUCUGACAAGGGAUUGGCUGACCAGAUCAGCUGAUACGGCGCUCUAGAGACUGAAAAUAGCCCAAAUAAUUUCUGGGGUUUAAUGGAAGGGAUCACCUGCUGAGCAGAGCGGCGGUGCAGGACGCAAGCCGAGGGAUUAAUAGAGAAUUUUAAAAACGGAUGAAAACGAGCUUUGUUGCACAGCUGUUGGAUUACACUCCGUUUAUCCUGAGAAGCCUGUACCUGCAUAGCCAUGGGAACAAAAUAGGGGGGGGACAAGUUGAAUGUGUAUGGGGGAGUGUGUAUUCAGUGCAUGUGUGUGGUGUAUACAUUCUAGUAUGCACAAAUGGAAUGCAGAGAUGCACAUUUCCUGACCUUGCCUUACAGAGAGAGUUCAGUUUUCUUUGUUCUCUAUCAAAGCUGUCCUAGAACAGUUCUAGUUCUAUAUCAGAACUAUCAAAGCUGUCCUAGAACAGUUCUAGUUCUAUAUCAGAACUAUCAAAGCUGUCCUAGAACAGUUCUAGUUCUAUAUCAGAACUAUCAAAAAUGUCCUAGUUCUAGAACUAUUUCAGAGGGAGCCACACCCUCAUGCAAAUGUAGAUCCCCUUCCGUAUUGGAACCUCCGUCCUUCCCUGUAAUGCCUUAAAGUACAACUCCUGUGACCUUUCCCUUUCUGUCUUAUAUAAGAAGCCUAAACCUGCGACUCUGCAAAUCUCCAUUCACCAGAGGCUGGUGGGAGGAGCUAUAGGAGGACGGGCUCAUUGUAAAGACUGGAAUGGAAUUAAUGGAACGGUAUCAAACCCAUACAAAACCCCAUGUUUGACUCCGUUCUAUUUAUUCCACUCCAGCCAUGACAAUGAGCCCGUCCUCAUAUAGCUCCUCCCACUAGCCUCCUCUGCCAUCCAGGUAUAUCAGAGGGAACCGUCCACUAUAGGAACAACAAAGCAAAGCUGAUGAGCAUACUGUGGUGUUAGUUAAGUUUGUAUUGGUGUGUAUGAAAUAUCUGUGAACAAAGGAAGUUUAUUAGCAAUCUCAUGGAGAUGAUUACUCCUAGAAUAAACCAGUAAAGUUAGAUCAACACUGAAAUAAAUAUAAAGCUCAUUGAGUCCUUUUACACGGGUAUUCCAUAAUAGUAGGAUAGACGGGACUGUUGAACAGUAGCCAUCAUGGUGUAUAGUGCAUUUGCCUGUUUUUCUUAGCAAAAAGGGUGCAUGAUGAUGAUGAUGAUGAUGAUGCUAGAUUAUGAAGUUGCAACACAGUGAACACGAGACUGUUGCUUGAUCAAGUUUCAUGUAUGUUGUCACGGAAUCCUCUGAAAGUCUCACAAAGACCCAGAAUGCUGGUUGUUUUCAGCAAAUAGUCACUAGUUCCACAUGUGUAAACUGCCUUUUUACAUAGCUCUGGUGUAGUCGGUUGUAAUUGAUAUAAUUGUGAGUAGAUUCUGAUGUGUUAUGCAGCUGCAGAAAAUCAACACUAGAUCGGAUUCUAUCUCUUAGAAUCUCUUAAAGAUUGCUGUUGAAAAGAACAAGAUGUACUUGUCUUGCUGGUGUUAUUUACCACAUGACAAGCAGAUUGUUUCCAUAGGAGACCAUUAUAAUCUUAAACAGACAACAUAAACUCAGUAAAUGAUUGAUUACCAUCUUGAGGAUUUAGCUAGUCACAGACAAGGCUGUGCCUCCCAACUCAAAUCAUAGCUUACAUUUCAGAAAUGGAUUUCUCAAUGGGAUGUAGCCUAUACAGUUGAAGUCGGAAGUUUACAUACACUUAGGUUGGAGUCAUUAAAAUUAGUUUUUCAACCACUACACAAAUUUCUUGUUAAAAAA
Messenger RNA from Salvelinus namaycush (lake trout), 5815 nucleotides. RefSeq names its product sphingosine kinase 2-like. The coding region runs from base 1338 to 4019 and encodes 893 amino acids. The transcript has 8 exons. Gene Ontology annotation, cellular component: membrane; intracellular membrane-bounded organelle; cytoplasm. Lineage: Eukaryota; Metazoa; Chordata; Actinopteri; Salmoniformes; Salmonidae. The record is from RefSeq and is a predicted model, not a curated record. Gene Ontology annotation, biological process: sphingosine biosynthetic process; positive regulation of apoptotic process; sphinganine-1-phosphate biosynthetic process.